Messenger RNA from Botrytis byssoidea, 2376 nucleotides. RefSeq lists its product as uncharacterized. The coding region runs from base 134 to 1912 and encodes 592 amino acids. The transcript has 4 exons. The record is from RefSeq and is a predicted model, not a curated record. Gene Ontology annotation, biological process: N-glycan processing; carbohydrate metabolic process. Lineage: Eukaryota; Fungi; Ascomycota; Leotiomycetes; Helotiales; Sclerotiniaceae. Gene Ontology annotation, molecular function: mannosyl-oligosaccharide 1,2-alpha-mannosidase activity; calcium ion binding. Gene Ontology annotation, cellular component: endoplasmic reticulum; Golgi membrane.
AGAUUUGGGUGAAGACUGGCGCUUUUAAUAUUCUACACGUUCUUUACAUUUCACUCUUUACUAACGUUGUGUUUCUUCAAUUCCAUUCCAAAUUAAAAUAAUCUUUUGCGGAAGUGCAGUUCCACCAACAGUUAUGGCCUUCAGAUGGAAGGUAUUGACCCUCAUUGUUGCGAUUUUUCUUCUCCUUCUUAUCUACCACAAACCCGCCCUUAGACGCUAUCAAGAAUCAUACGACAGGACUCAGUUGAUAGUUCAGUCGGCUUCAGAUGGAAAAGGAAACAAAUUUAGAUGGUCCGAGGUCAAACAUAGCUUUCCUGUUACCGAUUUUAUACCUCUUCCAACGAACCCGGCAACGUCCAUACCGAGAAUCCAACAUCGCUUUGGUAAAGAAACUCAAGCCGAAAAGUCAAUCCGGCAAGCUAGGCUUGAGGCCGUCAAAGGCAAUUUUACACACGCGUGGAAUGGCUAUACUAGCCAUGCAUGGUUGAAAGAUGAGGUAAUGCCUAUGUCCGGUGGAUCAAUGGAUCCUUUCGGGGGAUGGGCCGCGAGCUUGGUCGAUACUCUCGAUACCCUUUGGAUCAUGGGCAUGUAUUCGGAAUUCAAAGUAGCCGUCGAGGCUAUUCAAGAAAUUGAUUUCAGUACAUGCGCUCUUGAGCAAAUUAACGUCUUUGAAACUACUAUUCGGUACUUGGGUGGUUUUCUCUCCGCUUAUGAGUUAAGUGAUGGAAAGUAUCCAGUUUUACUCCAGAAAGCGACAGAAAUGGGAGAGAUGCUGUACAAAUCUUUUGAUACGCCCAAUCAUUUACCCAUUCUUCGAUGGUAUUACCAUGUCGCUGCCACUGGUGCUGCGCAGGAAGCCGAGGACAAUGUUCUAGAAUCUGAGAUUGGUUCAUUGACUCUAGAGUUCACACGUCUUGGCCAGAUUACAGGUGAUCCCCGAUACUAUGAUGCUGUGCAGCGUAUCAUGAAUAUCUUCGACGACCAGCAACCUAUUUCCAAAUUACCUGGAAUGUGGCCGGUGGUUGUGAACGCAAAAGACAAGAACUUUGUGGAAUAUGGAGGUUUCACUAUUGGUGGCAUGGCUGACUCGUUGUAUGAAUAUUUGCCAAAGCAACAUCUGCUACUUGGUGGUACUACUCAGCAAUAUAGGAGGAUGUAUGAGUUUGCAUUGAUUGCAAUGAAACGCAACAUAUUCUUCCGCCCGAUGACGAAGAAUGGUGAGGAUGUUCGCUUGCCCGGUAACGUGGACAGUGAUGGAAAGACAUUGGUCACGGAACUCAAAACUGAUGGAGAGGCACAACAUCUGGGCUGCUUUGCAGGAGGAAUGGUUGCCAUUGGUGCAAAGAUAUUCGAAAAUGAUCAGGACCUAGAAUUGGCAAGAAAGCUCACGGAUGGAUGUCUCUGGGCUUAUGAAAAUAUGCCACUUGGGAUCAUGCCUGAAAAGAUGCACACAGUUCCAUGUGCGAACGAAGACUACUGCCCCUGGGACGAGCAGAAGUGGCUUGAAGGUAUAGAUAAAGACACUGAAGGCAACGAAACUGUACAUGAAAAGAUACAACAGCACCGACUGGUAGCAGGAGUCACCAAGUUUGAUGACGGUCGCUAUAUUCUUAGGCCCGAGGCAAUAGAGUCCGUUUUCAUACUUUAUCGUAUUACUGGGGAUCCUAAGUUGCGAGAACAAGCUUGGACAAUGUUCAACAACAUUAUCAAACAUACAAUCACCGACAUUGCACAUGCUGCUCUUGACGAUUGUACCGUUUCAGAGAAUCCUCCCAAGGCCGAUAGAAUGGAAUCGUUCUGGAUGGCUGAAACGCUCAAAUACUUUUAUCUUAUCUUUGCUGAUCCAAAUUUGAUUAGCUUAGAUGAUUAUGUCCUUAACACUGAGGCACAUCCCUUAAAAAGGCCAAAAUAGUGUUUGGGCCGAGUUACAUUUGUUGCUAUUAAACUUUUUUAUCACUACAUAUUAUCAGAAUAUCUUGUGAUUUUCUGGGUCACGAUUUCUUCAGAAUUUCAAACUGGCUACUUGUCAAUCUUUUUGCACUACCUUGAUUGCUAUCCUAAUGAUUGCAUGAUCACCUGCUACACUCGGGUUCCAGCCUCUCCUUGCUCGAUGUCACCAUGAAUCUCAGACUCGAUGCUGUAAAUGAAGUAUAAAACACUAAAAAGUUCUUUUAAUAGGCUUUUACAUUGUCCCCGUCUGAAAUUACCAAUUCCAAAUUAGAAAUCCAACAUCUCUCUCCAUUUACUAAAAUGUAUUAAAGACAAAUUGGCAAGAACGAGGUCUUUCACCUCUACAGAUGUACCAAUUGCUAGGAACUCCUUCAUGAAGAACUCGCGUAAGAUAUACUGCUUAGGAGUUGCAUCAUCCAUCGAAUC